GGUCAGCAGCAUACACACGCAGACAUCAUGGCGGACGUAUUGGACCUUCAUGAGGCGGGAGGCGAGGACUUUCCUAUGGAUGAGGAUGGUGAUGAAAGCAUCCACAAGUUAAAGGAGAAAGCCAAGAAGAGGAAAGGACGAGGUUUUGGUUCAGAGGAAGGAGCCAGGUCCAGAAUCAAAGAGGACUAUGAUACUGUGGAACAGGACGGAGACGAGCCAGGCCCUCAGAGAUCUGUGGAGGGCUGGAUCCUGUUUGUGACAGGUGUACAUGAAGAGGCCACAGAGGAAGACAUCCACGACAAGUUUUCAGAGUUUGGAGAAAUCAAGAACCUGCAUCUCAACCUUGACCGCCGAACAGGCUACCUCAAGGGAUAUGCACUGGUGGAAUAUGAGACAUACAAAGAGGCCCAGGCAGCCAUGGAAGGGCUCAAUGGUCAGGACCUGAUGGGCCAGCCUAUCAGCGUUGACUGGGGAUUUGUCAGAGGGCCCCCCAAGAACAAGAGGAGGACUGGCGGACGGAGACGCAGCAGAAGUCCAGACAGGAGGCGGCGUUGAGUUUGGCUCGCCAUUGGCCACAUGGAUUGUCUGUCACUUUGACAGGCAGUUUAUAAUCCUCUCAUAAGAAGCUAAUUUCAGAGUUUUUGUACAAUGUUUUGAAGUACAGUUGUUAUGGCAUGUAGUUGUGCAAUUUCAAAUAUUGAGAUGAGGAAUUGUUCUUGUGAGAUGAGUAACAAAAUAACAAAUUGACCUAAUGGCAGCAUUUUCAGUUUUUUGUUAAUUGCAUAUGCUGCUAUACAAUGUGACCUAAGGAUAUCCACACAGCUCUGUCACUGAAUUUAGAUUUUUACUUUCAACACCAACUUGUAGGUAGUUUGUGGUUUUUCAUGAUUCCCUCAAAAUGUUUGUUUCCUCAAUGUUAUAUGCAUUGUAUUGUGUGGGAGUGUUUUGUUUUAUAUUACUUCGGGAAAAUUAAACUUUUAAAAGGUGAAUUUGUA
This is a messenger RNA of Chelmon rostratus (copperband butterflyfish), 995 nucleotides long. It is a transcript of the gene rbm8a, whose product is annotated as RNA binding motif protein 8A. Gene Ontology annotation, molecular function: mRNA binding. Gene Ontology annotation, cellular component: exon-exon junction complex; nucleus; cytoplasm. Lineage: Eukaryota; Metazoa; Chordata; Actinopteri; Chaetodontiformes; Chaetodontidae. The coding region runs from base 28 to 555 and encodes 175 amino acids. Gene Ontology annotation, biological process: RNA splicing. The transcript is spliced from 6 exons. The record is from RefSeq and is a predicted model, not a curated record.